UCAAAUUACGUGCCGUGUAAAUGGUAUAAUCCCGUUAGUAAUUGACAAGACGAACAAUGUAAUUCACGAUGCCGUGGAAGAGCCAUAUAAGCUUUGUAUAUUUUCCAUGACAGAAACGCAAUAAGGAUAUCAAUAAUGUUUAUAAAACGAUAACACUUUAUGUAUAUCUGGAAGCUGUAGAAAUUUUGGACACUUGAUCCGAAUCAAAAUGGUAAUGCCCUAGGAUGAAGCGUCAGAACGUCAGAACAUUAUCCUUAGUAGUCUGUACCUUCACAUAUUUACUUAUUGGUGCAGCAGUAUUUGACUCUUUGGAAUCGAGGACAGAGGCGAAACGAUGGGAAUUCCUGCAAGGCAUCACAUCUUAUACUCGAAUACUCAUGCAUACAUAUGUAUAUGCUUUGGCAAAUAAAGCGGUGAAGAGCAAUUUUGUUAAAAAGUAUAAUGUCACCGCUGAAGACUACCGUAUGAUGGAAAUAGUAAUUAUCGAGAACAAGCCGCACAAAGCCGGACCACAAUGGAAGUUCGCCGGUGCAUUUUAUUUUGCCACUGUGGUCUUGGCUAUGAUUGGUUAUGGGCAUUCAACACCAGUGACAAUUGGUGGUAAAGCUUUCUGCAUGGCAUACGCAAUGGUAGGUAUUCCUUUGGGUCUCGUCAUGUUCCAGUCGAUCGGAGAGCGCUUAAAUAAGUUCGCAUCGAUAAUAAUACGUCGUGCGAAGCGUUAUAUGCACUGCACCCAAACCGAGGCCACAGAAAUGAACCUGAUGUUAGCGACGGGUAUGCUCUCCUCUAUUAUUAUAACCACUGGCGCAGCAGUCUUUUCGCGCUACGAGGGCUGGAGUUAUUUCGACAGUUUCUAUUACUGCUUUGUGACGCUCACAACCAUCGGUUUCGGUGACUAUGUGGCGUUGCAAAACGAUCAGGCGCUGAUCAAUAAACCCGGCUAUGUUGCGCUCAGUUUGGUCUUUAUACUAUUUGGACUUGCAGUAGUUGCCGCUAGUAUCAAUCUGCUGGUGCUGCGCUUCAUGACAAUGCAAGCAGAGGACGCCAAGCGUAAUGAACAGGAUGCUCAACAGGCUGCUGCUGCUGCUUUCUCUACUCAACAGCUCGCUUAUGAUGUGGAAUCGAGUAAUUUUAAUAUGCAUGGAAAGUUGUUGCCUAACUCAAAUUACACCACUGAUUACGACGAAACUUUAUCAAUUUGUUCAUGUACAUGCCUCGGCGGCGCAAGAUGUUUAAACCAUGAAACUUUCGUCGAUCCUGAUUUUCGCCCAACUGAUAUCAUUGAAAGUACUUUGAGUUUAAAACGGGCGUCAGUUUAAUAUUCGCUCAUGUUGUUAGUUAAAUAAUUUUACUACCCAAGUUUCUAAAUAACAUUUAAAACCAAAUAUAUACAUAUUUAGAAUGAACCAGCGAAAUUAACUUCAAAAUCCAUCGAAAUUAACCAACCAGUACAAUCUAUUAUUUUACAAUUUCAUUUAAGCUCGCCUAAUGCAAUACAAAUAUAGUAAAGUCAAUAAUUGUGUGGAUUAUUUGUUGAUAUUAACCUCUAUUAUCAGAAAUAAAAAAGUUAAAAUAACAAAUUUUAGGAU
Messenger RNA from Ceratitis capitata (Mediterranean fruit fly), 1589 nucleotides. It is a transcript of the gene Task7, whose product is annotated as two pore potassium channel protein sup-9. The record is from RefSeq and is a predicted model, not a curated record. Gene Ontology annotation, cellular component: membrane. Gene Ontology annotation, biological process: stabilization of membrane potential; potassium ion transmembrane transport. The transcript is spliced from 5 exons. NCBI's taxonomy places the organism in Eukaryota, Metazoa, Arthropoda, Insecta, Diptera, Tephritidae. Gene Ontology annotation, molecular function: potassium ion leak channel activity. Bases 225 to 1319 code for a protein of 364 amino acids.